ACUCCUCCCUGAGGAAGAGACAUGUCAGUUAAGAUGGAAGGAAUAAGAAAGGGCCAGCCAUGAGAGAGUGAUGAAGAGUAGUAAGCCAAAUGCCCUAAGGUCAGAAAGAUGUGUUUGAGCAAAUGAUAAAGGUCAGUGUGGCUGGAGCACAGGAAGGUUGGAAAAAGUAGUGUGUGAAACAGCGAAAGACUAGCCCUGGAACUGAUCAUGCAGGGCCUUGUAGAUCAUGGCAAAGAGGAUGGCUUUUCCUUUAAACAUGGGAAAGCUAUUGACAGAAAGUCAAAAUUAUAAAAGAUCUGUCCCCUAUGAUGUGAUUUAGAAACAUGAGUUAGGGAUGAUCACAGCUUGGACUAGGUUGGUGACAUUCUCUGUGAGAUGCACAGAGAAGCAAGUAGAAGAGUCAUCUGUUUUGAAGAUAAAAAGUAUAGGCUGCUAGUGACUCGUUGGUCUGGUGGUCCCAGAGUAAUCCCGGCGGCCAGUGGGGAAGACAAGGAGGGUUUGAGCAUGGCAGAAGGAGACACCCUGAUAUCAGUGGGUUAUGAAAUUUUUGGGAAGGUGCAAGGGGUGUUUUUCCAUAAGCAUACUCAGGCUGAGGGUAAAAAGCUGGGAUUGGUAGGCUGGGUCCAGAACGCUGACCGGAGCACAGUGCAAGGACGAUUGCAAGGUCCCAUCUUCAAGGAGCAUCAUAUGCAGGAAUGGCUUGAAACAAGGGGAAGUCCCAAAUCACACAUCGACAAAGCAAACUUCAACAAUGAGAAAGUUAUCUUAAAGCUGGAUUACUCAGACUUCCAAAUUAUAAAAGAAUGGCCUGAAUUUAAGUUUUCUAAGAUAAACUCAGUGGUUUGGUUUUUCUUGUUAAUAGAGAUAGAACUAUUGUGUGUUAAUAUUAGUAUUAGUCAAUAAGUUAUUUUAGUGUCAGAUAUUUGAAUGUUAUUAUAUAUUACCUGUAUGAUGGAAGGAUUACAGCUGUACACAAAUCUAAUCAAUAAAAACUUUAGAACC
This is a messenger RNA of Chlorocebus sabaeus (green monkey), 1002 nucleotides long. NCBI's taxonomy places the organism in Eukaryota, Metazoa, Chordata, Mammalia, Primates, Cercopithecidae. The record is from RefSeq and is a predicted model, not a curated record.